AUGGGCGAGCCUAACAGCAGCAGCCUGGCUGCUGCACAUAGAGAGUCCAAAGACCACCUGCUCGAGAACCUGCCCAGUUAUUUUGCCGACAACUACGACAUCUAUGACUAUGGCGUUCCAGCUGAAGAGGUGCCCGACACCACGCAGGGGCGUGCCUUCUUCGUUGCCACCAUCGUCAUUGGCGUGGUUCUUGUCUGUAUCAUGCUGGUCUGCGGCGUGGGAAACAUCUUGUUCAUCGCCACCCUGGCGCGGUAUAAAAAACUGAGGAACCUCACCAACCUCCUCAUCGCCAACCUGGCCAUCUCGGAUUUCAUCGUGGCCAUUGUCUGCUGCCCCUUCCUGGUGGAUUACUACGUGGUCAAGCAGCUGUCCUGGGACCACGGGCUCAUGCUCUGCGCCUCCGUCAACUACCUCCGGACAGUGUCUCUGUAUGUGUCCACCAAUGCCCUGCUGGCCAUUGCUUUUGACAGGUAUAUGGCGAUAGUCCAUCCACUGAAGCCUCGCAUGAAGUACCAGACAGCCUAUUGCUUGAUCACAGGGGUGUGGAUUGUUCCUGUCCUCAUCUCCAUACCAUCCGCUUAUUUCACUUCCGAGACCAUGUACCCGCACAGCACCACCCAGAGCAACAAGAUCUUCUGCGCGCAAAUCUGGCCAGUCGACCAGCAGCUCUACUACCGCUCCUACUUCCUGUUCAUCUUCGCCGUGGAGUUCGUGGGCCCGGUGCUGGCCAUGGCGCUGUGCUACGUGCGCAUCUCGCGGGAGCUGUGGUUCAAGAGUGUGCCGGGGUUCGAGACGGAGCAGAUCAGGAAGAGGCUGCGCUGCCGGCGGAGGACAGUGGUGGUGCUGAUGUGCAUCCUGACGGCAUACAUCCUCUGCUGGGCCCCCUACUACGGCUUCACCAUCCUGCGCGACUUCCACCCCACCCUCAUCUCGCGCCAGCGCAACUCCCUGCUGGCCUUCUACAUCAUCGAGUGCAUCGCCAUGAGCAACAGCAUGAUCAACACCCUCUGCUUCGUCAGCGUCAAGAACAACACCGUCGGCUACCUCAAGAGGAUCGUCCUGCACUGCUGGAGGUCUGCUUACCCCGGCAGCAAGGCUGUGGAGGAGAUGGACGCCCGCACGUCCUCCAUGCGGGUCACAGAGGAGGUGGACUGCAUACGUCUGCAGGAAAGGGGAGGUCUCUGA
Messenger RNA from Megalops cyprinoides (Indo-Pacific tarpon), 1185 nucleotides. Its product is annotated as prokineticin receptor 2-like. Gene Ontology annotation, biological process: neuropeptide signaling pathway. The coding region runs from base 1 to 1185 and encodes 394 amino acids. NCBI's taxonomy places the organism in Eukaryota, Metazoa, Chordata, Actinopteri, Elopiformes, Megalopidae. Gene Ontology annotation, cellular component: membrane. The transcript has 2 exons. Gene Ontology annotation, molecular function: neuropeptide receptor activity. The record is from RefSeq and is a predicted model, not a curated record.